Molecule: messenger RNA, 1863 nt
Organism: Dentiscutata erythropus
Lineage: Eukaryota; Fungi; Glomeromycota; Glomeromycetes; Diversisporales; Gigasporaceae
Source: the annotation of a GenBank genome assembly
AUGUCAGUUGAUAACGUCGUAAAGGUUGCAAACAUAUCUUCACUCGUAACUGAACCGAUACUGAAACAGUUGUUUGAGUUCUUGGGUGAUGUUACAAAGAUAAAACUAUAUAACAGUCCUCAUGGCGAUGGUGUGCAAGAAUGUACAAUAGAGUUCAAAGAAGCAUACUCAGCAAUAACGGCUCUCCAUUUAACUGGAGUGGAAUUGGGUGAUCGCACCUUAAUGGUUUCGUCAACGACCGCUCCUUCUGGCAUUCCUUUUAAUAGUUCAUACCAACAACAAAUCAUACCAUCGCAGAUGCUUCCACAAAAUCUCUCACCACCUAGGUCCCUCCAAUCUAAAUCAUCAGCUCAAAAACCCUUGAUCACGCCCAUUACCGUACAACCGUUCUCUAUAAAUUCUCUUGCGGCAAUAAGAGCGAAUCCUGCAAUUUCUCCGACUGUCGCACAAUUUGAUCCAGCUAAAGCCGAAGAAAUAUCGAGAACGGUAUACAUUGGUAAUAUCAAUUCCUCGAUAUCGGAACCGGAAUUAACACAAUUCUUUUCGGCCUGUGGUCCAGUUGCCUAUGUGAAAAUGGCGGGUGAUCCUGCUCAACCUACAAGGUUUGCGUUCUUAGAGUUCGCCACUUUUGAAGGUGCACAGGCUGCUAUGCAAAUGAAUGGUGUUAUGUUAGGAGAUCGACCUUUAAAAGUGAAUCAUUCGAAGAAUGCAAUUAAUAAAACUCCUAAAAAGAAUGAUGCACCAGAUGUACAAGCUACCAUGCGCCGUGUUAGGGAAGCUCAACUAAGAAUUGCUAAUAGGUUAAAUACUGAUGGGCCUAUAACAGACAAUUCUCCUUCAGCAUCAAUAAAUGAUGUUGAAAUGAUGGAUGUUACUUCACCUGCUGCUGAAGCAAUCGUAUCUCGUAGUCGUUCUAGAUCCAUCCGACGUAGCAGAACUAGAUCCAGAACGCGAAGUCGUAGUAGACCCAGGAAACGUAGGUCAAGGACUAGGUCAAGGUCGAAAGAUAGAGAUUACCAUUAUAGAAGGCGUCGUUCAAGAGAUCGAGAUCGUGAUAGAGGUGACCGGUAUAGAGAUCGUGAUAGAGAACGGGAACGAGAGCGUGAGAAAGAGAAGGAUCGUGAGAGAGAAAAGGAACGCGAGCGUGAUAGAGAACGUGACAGAGAGCGUGACAGAGAACGUGACAAAGAACGUGAGCGUGAGAAAGAAAGAAGGGAGAAGGACAGAGAACGCGAAAGAGAGCGUGACAGAGAACGUGAGCGUGAGAAAGAAAGAAGGGAAAAGGAUAAAGAUAGAGACAAGGACAAAGAAAGAGACAACAAAGAAAGAGACAAAGAAAGAGACAAAGAAAGAGAUAAAGAAAGAGAUAAAGACAGAGAAAAAGAUAGAGAUAAAGACAGAGAAAAAGACAGAGACAAGGAAAGAGACAAAGAAAGAGACAGAGAUAAAGAUAGAGAUAAAGAAAGAGACAGAGACAAAGAAAGAGACAGAGAUAAAGAAAGAGACAGAGAUAAAGAAAGAGACAGAGACAAAGAAAGAGACAGAGACAAAGAAAGAGACAGAGACAAAGAAAGAGACAGGGACAGAGAGAAAGAUAGAGACAGGGACAGAGAAAAAGAUAGAGACAGGGAUAGAGAAAAGGAGAGGGAUAGGGACAAAGACAGGGACAGAGAUAAAGAUAAGGACAGAGACAAGGACAGGGAGAGGGACAAGGAUAGAGAUAAAGGAAGGGAUAGAGAGAGACGCGAAAAAGAUGAUCAUGAUAAGAGCCGAGAUAAAGAUAAACGUGAAAAUCGAGAAAAAGAACAGGAACGUGAUAGUCGAAGUAGAGGGGAUAAAGAUAAGAGAGACAAAAAAAAGUAG